AACAAUGGCCGACAGGAGAGCCAGUCUACUCCUGUAGUCGUUUUAAAUGUUUAACAAGUAACAUUUACAGUGUGUAUGUAAGAGAGUCUUGUUGUGAUGGGUAGGUGAUUUCGAAAGUGUGGUUUUUAAGAGAGAAACCAGCUGCUGAGCCCGCUUUUAGCUGCCAAAAUGAGCGAUGUUGUGGAGAAGACGCUGACAGCUCUGCCGAGCCUCCUCUCUUUAGACUCCCAGCCUGGGUCAGCAAAACUGUCCUCCACCUCAAAGCUAGGGAAUCUCAUCAGAGGAAUCACUGAGCUGACGUCCAAACAUGAGGAAGAGAAACUUAUUCAGCGUGAGCUAUUGUCUAUCAAAGAACAAGUGUCCUCCCCCAACACCACCAUGAGGCAGAUGAAGGAGCUCAUGGUGCGAACGAUCUACUGUGAAAUGUUGGGCUAUGAGGCUUCGUUCAGCUACAUUCAUGCCAUUAAACUGGCUCAGCAAGGCACUGUUCUGGAAAAGAGAGUCGGUUACCUCGCUGUUUCCUUAUUUCUGAAUGAGAGUCACGAGCUUCUGCUGCUCCUAGUAAACACUGUGUUAAAGGAUCUUCAGAGUACAAAUCUUAUUGAAGUGUGUAUGGCUCUAACUGUUGUCAGCCAAAUGUUCCCCAAAGAUAUGAUUCCUGCAAUCCUUCCUCUGGUGGAGGAAAAACUAAGUCACCCAAAAGAAAUCAUUCGUAGAAAAGCAGUACUGGCACUGUACAAGUUCUACCUAAUAGCACCAAACCAAGUUCAGCACAUCCACAACAAGUUUCGCAAAGCUCUCUGUGACAAAGAUCCUGGUGUGAUGACAGCCUCACUACACAUCUACUUACAGAUGAUCCAGGAGAACCCAGAAGGUUACAAGGACCUGACGGCAAGUUUUGUCACCAUAUUGAAGCAGGUGGUGGGAGGAAAGCUGCCCAUGGAUUUUAAUUAUCACAGUGUUCCUGCUCCAUGGCUCCAAAUUCAGCUGCUCAGAAUACUCUCCUUACUUGGGAGAAAUGACCAGAGUACAAGUGAGGUCAUGUAUGAAGUACUUGAUGAGUCUUUACGAAGAGCAGAGAUGAACCAUAACAUCACGUAUGCUAUUUUAUAUGAGUGUGUAAGGUGUAUCUACACGAUUCAGCCAAAGUCUGACCUUUUGGAAAAAGCUGCAAAGUGCAUUGGCAACUUUGUUUUGUCUCCCAAAAUAAAUCUAAAAUAUCUAGGCCUGAAGGCCCUCACCUACGUGGUCCAGCAGGAUCCUAAACUGGCCUUGCAGCAUCAGAUGACCAUCAUAGAGUGUCUCGAUCACCCUGAUCUUAUUAUUAAGCGUGAGACCUUGGAGUUGCUCUUUCGGAUCACUAAUGCCCAGAAUGUUACCGUCAUUGUCGAGAAGAUGCUGGAAUUUCUGCGCAUCAGUGAAGAUGAUCACACUACCAUUGACUUGGUGGGGAAGGUGGCAGAGCUGGCAGAAAAAUAUGCACCAGACAACGAGUGGUUCAUAGAGACAAUGAACACAGUGUUUUCAGUUGGUGGAGACAUGAUGCAGCCUGACAUCCCAAACAGUUUUCUCAAACUGCUGUCUGAGGGAUUUGACAGUGUGGAGGAAGACAGGAAGUUAAGGCUGUUUGCUGUGAAUUCGUACAUUUCUCUGCUGCAGGGAGAGCCUGGCAAACUGCCACAGCGCUUCCUCCAAGUCAUCAGCUGGGUCCUUGGGGAAUACUCUCAUUUGAGAGAGGAUCUUGAACCGGCAGAAGUCCUGAGGCUGCUGGCCAAGCUAUUGGACCUGAAGAACAGCAGUAGUGAAACCAAGAGUUGGGUCCUCUCGGCCAUGACCAAGCUCUCCGAGGGUGUUGCUGAUGUUUCUAUAACUCAGGAGGUUUCUGAGACAUACAGCAGUUCCCUGGACACAGUGCUGAGACAAAGGGCGCAUGAGUUGCAGUAUCUCAGCCAAGACUCUGAACUAAGAGCCAGGGUGUUACCCCGGGGUGCCGACCCAGAGACUGUGGAGGUGGAUUCCUCGCUGUCAUUUCUUGACAGAUUUGUGUCAGAGGCGUUGGCUGCUGGUGCUGCUCCAUACAAGCCUCCCCAUCAACGGCAGGAAGAACUAGCUGAGUCAAAAGCAUUAAACCUUGAGCCCUACGGCCUGUCUCUGCCUAUCAGCAUGUCCUCCUGCAGCAUCACUGACAGACAGUCUCCUACACUGUUGUCCAUGAGCUCGGGUCUGUCAGGUGAUAGCACUGACCUCUCACACAAAGGAGGGUCUUCAGCAUUGAAGCUGGAUGGUGUAAAGAGGGUUUGGGGAAAGGAGGGCUAUCUGGCCCAGAGAGAACCUGUAGAGGAAGCCACUCAGGUUGAGGUUCCCAGUCCCAUUCAGUCUCCCAGCCGGCAGGGCGAAGGUGACGGCUCACACAGUCAGACCCCAAAUCAGACACUGAUCCCAGAGCCAGAACAAGAGAAACAGCAGCUGGCCUCUUCGCUUUUUGUUGGCCUGGACUCCCAAAGCUCUGUGUCUCUGAUGGGAAAAUCUGAGCCGACACCACAGCGAUUCAGAAGAAAAGCCAAAGGUCAGGGCACGUCCUCGAACACUAGCGAGCAAAUAUCGAACUCCCUCAUCUCUCCUCCCUGUACUGUAGAUAACUUGCUGUGUAACAACCUACUUGACUCCAACAACACCUCAGAGCCGGCCGUUUCUUCACCCGAACAGACAUCUCAGCUCUCUCAGAGCCUCACUACUGCUAAUGGCACUUGUGACACAGAGGCAGAGUUAACUGACACUGACACAAAGGGAUGUGACCCUGUUCUCCACAGGGAUAAUUGUGUAGUAGCUGCUGAUCCUGGUCCACAUGAACACCCGGACAGACCAAAAGAAAUGUAUCUGGAUUCUUAUCUUCCUGCAGAGCUCUCUGGACUUCUGCACUCAGAAAUAUCUCCUUUGUGCACCAACCAAAGCAUGAAUCUCUCAGCUUGUCACGUGCAGAGAGAAGAUUUGUUAGUAUUUGGUUUUAUUAUGAACUCCUCUGACUCUGCCAUACAACAGAUGCUGUUUCAGGUCAACUCCGAAGAUCUUGAGGUAUCCUGUCUAUCUGACAGUCCAGUGGGGGAGGUAAGAGGCCAGAGUGUAGCAGUGUGCCAAUAUUCUCUAACCGUGAAGAGGCCUGCAGUUCACGUUGAGGUGGUUGGAAGAUCUUACCAGCUGCCUGCUGGGACAUCUCAGUCAUUGCAGUUCUCGUAUAAACUCCCUUUAACCAGCUUCAUCAGACCUUUUGUGGUGUCCACGGAGGGAAUACGGAACAAUGUGGCUUUCUUCUCUCAUGACACAAAACAGAAUCUGACCCUGAUAAACGAUGACCAAGAACCACUCACAGCCACUCUGAAUGUGCUGAAGAAGAAGCUUCAGCUUCACGUUGUGGAAAUUAUAGGUAUGGAAGGUAUUGUAGCUUGCUGUCUCCAUAAGGAUCAGCCAUGCCUGAUGCACUGCCGUGUGCAUGCAGGGCGCCUGGCUGUGUGGCUGCGCUCUCCGGUCCCCGCGCCUGACUGCCUGAUCUACCACUGUCAAAGAGCUUUACAGGGGCACUGAGACCCAACUGCAGCACCAUCACCACUGACACCACUGAGGAACUAAACCACCGACUCUCACAGAGAGGAAGGUACACAGAGCUGGAGUGCUGGACAGAAAAGGAAAGAUCUGACGUUGUGAAUUUGGAUCUUCAUAUUGCAGUGUUUAUUUAUUAUUUAGCAGGAUUUGGUUUUAUGUAUUUAGCAGAAUUAUAGCACAUUGAAAGUAAUGGCAAGUAAUAAGCUCAGGGUUAAAUGAUAGCGUUUUAACAUCUGUGGGUGUUUCAGAAUAACAUUAUUGUCUUGAAGUAGUGAAAGGGCUCCAUAAUGACUGAAUGAUUGAAGUCUUCUUUCCUGGUUAAAUUAUGAUGGUACAGUUUGUAUAACACAAAAUUCUCAAGUGUAAAAUAAUGAAUUUUUCCUGUAGUCCAGAGAGAAAAGAUUAUAUUUUUUUGUGAUCUGAAGUACUUUUUUUAGCUACAACAAUCAUAACAGAGGAGCGAGUAAGCCCUCCCUCUUCCUGUUUCACAUUUACAACAGAUGCAUGAAGAGAAGAGGUGUAGCAACCUCAGUGUUUGAAUGUAACCAGAGACACAUCAGAAGGAUUACCCCACAGCCACUGCAGAGAAACAGAAGGAUCAAGUCAUUGCUGUAUCUAAGCUACUAGCUACUGAUUUGUUAGCCAAGUCUGGACAUGCCAACCAGCAACCAGACACGGCCACUUUAGACUGGUGCCAAAAUCAAAUCAAUUCCAAAGAGCAAGCAUCUUUACUGCUUGGUGCAAAAAAAAAAAUGUUUUGUCCACUGUGCAUACUCUCCUUCCUAACAACUGUAUGGUGUUUUUUUUGUUUUGUUUUGUUUUUUAAAUAGAAAUUAUACAAUUGGACACUUUAAAAGCUUAAAUUUGGGGCUUGGGUGCUGUGAUUGGCAGAUGUGCUGACACAGUAAGUUGUAGCUAAUAGCUGUCUGCUAGGACUCAACUAAUUCUAGUAACUGAAGUGGUAUUGGUCCCAUCUGGAACAUUCUUAAUGGAACUGUCUGACAAACAGUAUGGCUCACUGUGAGGCACAGACCAUCAAAUGUUUACGUUUCAGUUUUGGUGAGUGAAAUUCUAGUAUUUAAUUAGUCUGUUACUUGGCAGGAGUUUGUUUCUGUGUAUUAGAGCAAUAUAGUUUCUGAAUGCAGAUUGAUAACCAUAACUAGAUAACUUAAAAAUCCACCCUUUUAUCUAAUUAUGAUUGCUUCUGGCUGCAAUAAACUGGAACUAGUACAUAAUGCUAGUCUAAUGAAAGCUUCAGUAUUUAAAGAUGCAUCAAGUAAACCUUGAUCAUGAUUCUAUCACAGAAUCAUGAUCAAGUGCUGAUAACUAUGGUCAAAACAGUCCCACCACCUUUCCCCAGAGACAGAUGAGGGAUCAGCUGAACUGUGGAUUUAGAGAAUCAGGACAUCAGGAUUUGCAUACAGAUAAAACUGAAGAAACAAGUUCUGCUGUUCACUUUUUACAGACUUGUCUCAAGACGUCUCGUAACGGUGGAGCGGUGUUUGAUUAUUUUCCAAGAAUCAACAACUUUCCCUCCCUGUUCCCUAGCUUGAGUGAAUGAAUGUGCAUGUUUUGCUCCUCAUGGGAAAACCACAGGAUGAUACCAACAACCACUUCAUCUGGAUGUUAAUAAGAAAUUUAAGCAUUCAAUCAAUCAUGUUCUGGCACAUUCGUGGCCGUCUUCCAACAAAAUGUAAAAUGCUGUAAAUAUUAAGAAAAUAUCCAGUUAGUCUCCUCUGCUGAAGUUUCAGCACAUUAGAGGAUUGCACUUUUCAGGCUGAGAUGAACUUCCUCUUGUUUCUUUACGGCUUGUUUGGUGAGAGCGGUUCGUCUUUAGUCUAAGAGUUAGGAUCUCACUCCACCUUUAUCAGGAUCAGGAGGUUUUGCAGGUGUCGCCUUCUGUGUGGACUGAUUACUUAUGCACUCAUGUUUCUCAUCGGGUGGAUGUUAAGGGUCUUAGUUAUAUUUUUGUAUGACUGCAGUAUUAAAGAAACGUAUUUAUUGAGUUUAUAUUCUUACAAAAUGUUUUAUAUGCAUUUCACUGGAAGAAAGGGAACCGGUUUUCUUGAUGUGCCGUUUGACUGCUCUGUCUCAGUUUCUUUCUUUGACGUGUCUUAGCCUGUUUUAAGUAAUUCAGCCUGAAGGGAAAGUUUGCUUUCUGCUUUUCUUUUUUUAUGCCUGUGUGCUGCUUUGAAGCACAGUGUGAUGCUAACAGUGUCUCUAAUACUCAAUUUUAACCCUACGCCUUAUGUUUUAAUGCCAGCACGGCAUGUUUGAUUUGUGCCUGUGGUACAGGGGAAAAAAAAAAAAUCCUUGUUUCUUGGAGUGCCUGUCAGUACAUUCAG
This is a messenger RNA of Archocentrus centrarchus (flier cichlid), 5942 nucleotides long. It is a transcript of the gene ap4e1, whose product is annotated as adaptor related protein complex 4 subunit epsilon 1. NCBI's taxonomy places the organism in Eukaryota, Metazoa, Chordata, Actinopteri, Cichliformes, Cichlidae. Gene Ontology annotation, cellular component: membrane coat; AP-4 adaptor complex. Gene Ontology annotation, biological process: intracellular protein transport; vesicle-mediated transport. The record is from RefSeq and is a predicted model, not a curated record.